Molecule: messenger RNA, 687 nt
Organism: Mytilus californianus (California mussel)
Lineage: Eukaryota; Metazoa; Mollusca; Bivalvia; Mytilida; Mytilidae
Exons: 1
Coding region: 1-687 (228 amino acids)
Source: RefSeq, a predicted model, not a curated record
AUGAAGCUCGCCAUUGCUCUGUUUUUCCUUUUGUCAGCCGUGUGCACGAAUGCAUAUUUACUAUGUCAUGGUAAAAGUUGUAGAUAUGGCGUGAAUAGUGGCAAUCAUGGUGGAGGUAAAUUUGGAUAUAGUAGCGCAUAUAGAGUGCGCAGUGGCAGUAAUGGUGGCAAUCAUGGUAGUGGAUAUAGCAAUCAUGGUGUUGAUCAUGGUGGCAAUCAUGAAAGUGGAUAUGGCAAUCAUGGAAGUGGAUAUGGCAAUCAUGGUGUGAAUCAUGGUGGUAAUCAAGAUGUUGAGCAUGGUGGCAAUCAUGGUGCUGAUCAUGGUGGCAAUCAUGGCAGUGGAUAUGGCAAUCAUGAUGUUGAUCAUGGUAGCAAUCAUGGCAGUGGGUAUGGCAAUCAUGGUAGCAUUCAUGGUGACAAUCAUGGUAGUGGAUAUGGCAAUCAUGGUGUUGAUCAUGGUAGCAAUCAUGGCAGUGGAUAUGGCAAUCAUGGUGACAAUCAUGGUAGUGGAUAUGGCAAUCAUGGUGUUGAUCAUGGUGGCAAUCAUGGUAGUGGAUAUGGUAAUCAUGGUGUGGAUCAUGGUGGCAAUCAUCGUGUUGAUCAUGGUGGCAAUCACGGUAGCCUAUAUAACGUUGGAAAUCGUGGAGGAUAUGGCGUGCAUGGUGACGAACCUGUUGUUCAUAGUUGA